Molecule: messenger RNA, 2997 nt
Organism: Erpetoichthys calabaricus (reedfish)
Lineage: Eukaryota; Metazoa; Chordata; Cladistia; Polypteriformes; Polypteridae
Gene: bcl6aa
Product: BCL6A transcription repressor a
Exons: 9
Coding region: 60-2231 (723 amino acids)
Biological process (GO): negative regulation of transcription by RNA polymerase II; regulation of cytokine production; regulation of immune system process
Molecular function (GO): protein binding
Source: RefSeq, a predicted model, not a curated record
CUCAAAUUCCGAGAAUUUAGCUGCUCUGAUUCUUAGAACUGGGGUUCUUAGAAGGGGUGAUGCGAAGAGUUUCUAGGAAAGCCGGACCAGAUAUCAUCAAAAUGGCCUGCGCAGCAGACAGCUGCAUCCAGUUCACACGACAUGCAAGUGAUGUGUUACUCAACCUAAACCGCCUCCGCAGCCGUGAUAUCUUGACUGAUGUAACCAUCGUGGUAAACAGACAGCAGUUUCGUGCUCACAAAACUGUCCUCAUGGCUUGCAGUGGCCUGUUCUACAGUAUCUUUACCGACCCACUUAAGUGCAAUCUUGGUGCGAUCACAUUGGACCCAAAGGUGGAUUCAGAUGGCUUUGCAAUACUUUUGGACUUCAUGUAUACCUCACGUCUCACCAUACGUGAGAGCUUGAUCUUGGCCAUCAUGAACACUGCUGUCUACCUACAGAUGGACCAUGUGGUUGACACCUGUCACCGCUUCAUUAAAUCCAGUGAUGAUAGACACUGUCCUAAGAUGUCCAGAGGAGAUUUUCUUGCCAAUUCCAUGCUGAUGCAUCAGGAUAUUCAUCCAUUCCGUUCAUCGGACCUUUUGGAGACGCUGCCUCCCAAUAGUUCUCCUUUUCGCGAAGAGCGAUCAUAUGGCCCUAGCAUGUAUGCUGCUCCUAAUAAUCCUUACCCUUUGUACAACCAUAUGCCAGUCCAGAGGUUUCCUCUUCCACUUGGCAAAAUUACAGACAGCAAAAUGUCAUUUGCAGACUAUCCCAGAGGAGGCAGUAGUGGAAGUGUUCUCCACAAACACUUUUCUGCUCCUGAAAACACUAAUAUGAUGCCAGCUGACUAUAGCCGCACAUUUGCUAAUGUUGGAACAAAUUCUUGUCACACCAUCGCAUGCUCCAGAGAUGUAGAUGAAGAUGAAGAGGUGAGAAGAGAGAGCCAUUUCACAAUUCCACAGAGUCCAAAGCCAGUGAGCCCCCACUCCAGGAACCCUAGCUUUUCAGUAAUUGGGCGUGAGCAGAUGGAGGGCAGUGGAAAUGGCUCAGCAGGGGACGCUAUGGACCUCCAGCUACAUUCUUCUCAUCAUGACUCUCCUGGAAGUUGCAAAGGCCUUCUGAACAGCCCACAAAGCCCACAGAAAUCGGACUGCCAACCUAAUUCUCCCACAGAGUCCAGCAGCAGCAAGAAUGCCUCUUUCUCCCACACUCUUACCUCUUCCUCCCAGUGUUCCCCAGACCCAAAGGCACGCAACUGGAAAAAGUAUAAGUUUAUUGUCCUCAAUUCUGCCAAUCAGAGUUCCAAAGAAGACAGCUGUGCUGCUCGAGAUACAGAAUCUCACUCCCCACUUAGAAACAUGUCUCCACCUUUCCUUCCAUCUGAAGAACAGGAUCAGUUGGACCUUCAGAUGCCUCCCAAACCAAGUGAGCUUGCUGAAGACCUUCCAUCCUCCCAGGGGAGUCGACUCAACACUAUUGCGAGCAGAUCAAUGGAAGGGUCCCCUCGGAGUAAUGACAGCCACUCUUCCAUCUAUGUGAACCACUUAAAAUGCACUUCUUGUGGCUCACAGUCACCUCAGCACUCUGAAAUCUGCCCCAACACUCCUGGCUCUCACUUUGGAGAAGAAAUGACUGAGAUUCACUCGGAAUUCUCUGACUCCAGUUGUGAAAAUGGUACCUAUUUCUGCAACGAAUGUGAUUCCAAAUUUGCGGAGGAAGAUGCACUAAAAAGACACACUCUUCAGGUGCACAGUGACAAGCCAUAUAAGUGUGACCGAUGCCAGGCUGCCUUCCGCUACAAAGGAAAUCUUGCCAGUCACAAAACUGUCCACACAGGAGAAAAGCCCUACCGGUGCAACAUCUGCGGAGCACAGUUCAACAGACCAGCUAAUCUUAAGACCCAUACUCGAAUUCAUUCGGGAGAAAAGCCAUACAAAUGUGAGACAUGUGGUGCUCGAUUUGUGCAGGUAGCUCAUCUGCGGGCACAUGUACUCAUUCACACAGGAGAGAAGCCUUACCCAUGUGAGAUCUGUGGGACCCGCUUCAGACACCUGCAAACUUUGAAGAGCCACCUGCGUAUUCACACCGGGGAGAAGCCCUAUCAUUGUGAAAAGUGCAAUUUGCAUUUUAGACACAAGAGUCAGCUAAGACUGCACUUAAGACAAAAACACGGCGCCAUCACCAACACAAAGGUCCAGUACAGGCUGUCCAAUGCAGAGAUGUCCACUGCUGUGUCCAAGCCAUGCUGAGGAGUAUGGAGACUCCAGCUUUUUAUAUUUUAAUAUAAUAUAUUUUUUAAAACGUAUGUGCCUCACUCUUUUGUGUACAUGGACCACAGACGGGUUCCUCCAGAUGUGAAACUAAAGCAGACUGUGCUUUGUCUCUUGUCUUUGCCACUUUAAUGUCUUUUUUUUUUUUUUUUUUUUUUUUUUUUUUUUUUAAUAUUAAGCUUUCAUAGAGCUAUUUUUUCCCCACAGCUUAUUUUGUUGGCUUCUAAAUUGGUUAUGGAAUGUACUGGAAGGUGGAAAUUUGGAAAACUUCUCAAAGGAGUAUUUUUUUUUUUUUGUGUACGAUGAAGUGAAAGGUUUUUUUUUUUGUUGUUUUUUUUUUUUAUAUAUAUAAUAGAACUUUGUCAGAUUUAAAGUAUUGUAUAGAUAUUUCUAUAUUUAUGUUGCACAAUAUCAAAUCUUUGAUUUUUAUGAUGUUUUAAUUUUGAUCUUGUCGCUGAAAGCACUCAUGUAGACUGUUUUGUCAACUAAUGUAUAGAUGCAUUCUACUUGUACUAUCGGAUUGCACUCUGCUGGCGGACAGCAAUCCGUGCUUGCUAAAGCACGUAUUUUAAAUGUAUUGCUUCUUGGGAAAAAAAAGCACGAAAAGUGAUGUCUAAAUGCUAAAACAAAAACUGUACAAAAAUGUGGGCUUUUGCAAGUGAAAGUUUACUUUUCCCUUUUUCUUCUCUCCCCCUUUUUCCCUGAGCAAGCUAUUUUGAAUGUUCUUGUCCAGUGUCAUUUUUGU